UUUCUCUUCCCGCGGUUCAUGUUUUUUUCUUCUUAUUAAUUUAAUAAUAAUUAACCCGUAAAUCAAAAUAUAUAAAUGUACCACGUGACACGUUUUAGACACAUCACUCCCUCAACUUCUCUCUUUCUUUCCAGAAAAUUUGCAAUGGAUGCUGGAAAAGAGACUAGUUACAAAGAAGCAUUUGAUUCCACUGCCAAAAAGUCUAUUGCUGAUGGAAUCAUUCCUCACAUUCUUCAUCUAUAUGGAUCAUGUGCCACUGCUCGCGAUUUUGAAAUCUAUGCCCCAGAUGCUUCCUUUGAGGACCCCCUUAUGCGUGCACAAGGGGUGAAGCAGAUCAAAUCAGCAUUCUACUCUCUUCCUAAGCUGUUUAGUGAGUCAAAGAUUGUGGAAUACAGUGUUGAAGAAAAUAUAGUUUCACCAGGAAAAGGAGAGAUAUUAAUUGACAAUAAACAACACUAUAAAAUCUUGGGGAAGGAUAUAGAUAUGGUAUCGCUAAUCAAGUUGUCUGUUGAGGAGGGUAAAGUUGUUCGCCACGAGGACUGGUGGGACAAAAAACCAAUUUCUAAUCGAGAAACCGUAAAGCUGCCAUUGCUUGGCCGAGUUGCAGAAAUGACUCGGAGGGGAUCUAUGCUAGCAACUCACGUGUUUAUGAGGUUCGGGAAGGAUCCAACUGUUUGAAUAACUAGGAUUCAUCAAAAAUAUCUUGAGCUUUAUUAUACACCGAUCUGUACAUGAGACUAGAUACUUGGCGUUACCGGCAAAGUGGUGUGUUGUUUAUUUGUUUUUGUAGUGUUAAUGAAUGCUGAACUUUUCUGUGGAACUUAACUUGUGGAAUAAGUUUCAAAUCCCAGAUAAGUAUCGAUAUAGUUAUCUCCUAUAUGUAUUUAGAAUUCAAAGCAUAUUAAUAAUAUUCUCUCUGUAUAUGGUGUCCUUUUUAGGCAAAGACCUGUUUGUGUUUACUUCUUGUACUUUGUUCUAUAACUUUUGGCAAUAAUGGAGAUGGGAGUGAAGUUUUGAAGGUUGAUAUAA
Molecule: messenger RNA, 1029 nt
Organism: Medicago truncatula (barrel medic)
Lineage: Eukaryota; Viridiplantae; Streptophyta; Magnoliopsida; Fabales; Fabaceae
Exons: 7
Coding region: 76-678 (200 amino acids)
Source: RefSeq, a predicted model, not a curated record